Pygocentrus nattereri (red-bellied piranha) is the source of this 4914-nucleotide messenger RNA. RefSeq names its product pyruvate dehydrogenase kinase, isozyme 3a (gene pdk3a). The transcript has 11 exons. NCBI's taxonomy places the organism in Eukaryota, Metazoa, Chordata, Actinopteri, Characiformes, Serrasalmidae. Gene Ontology annotation, biological process: protein phosphorylation; regulation of glucose metabolic process. The coding region runs from base 335 to 1549 and encodes 404 amino acids. The record is from RefSeq and is a predicted model, not a curated record. Gene Ontology annotation, molecular function: pyruvate dehydrogenase (acetyl-transferring) kinase activity. Gene Ontology annotation, cellular component: mitochondrion.
CUGUGCAGAGAUGACGAUUUGCACUCGCCAGCAGCCAAUCAGGAUUGAGCGCAGCUCGGUCGCGAAGAGCGGUUGUGAGGACGGCUGUGUACGUGAUGUUUGAAGAACCUCUAACGUUCCUCUGUUUUCAGGUUCUCUCCCGUUUUCAGUGCUCGGAGUCAGAGUCGUGAGGAGGACGGCCAGAAGAUGUCUCUCAUUACAUAGACUGUUAUCGCGUUAUUAUUUAUUUUAGCGAAGGCGCCGCACUUGGCCUUGUUCUGGUUUCAUUUGCUGUCGCCUUUCAGAACCAAACGGAGCGGCUGGCCUCGAGUUGCAGCCUCCACUUCACUGCACGAUGAGGUUGUCGGUGUUUCUGCUGAAGAACGCGUCUCCGAAGAUCGAGUACUACUCCCGGUUUUCACCGUCGCCUCUGUCGAUUAAGCAGUUUCUUGAAUUCGGCAGAGACAAUGCGUGCGAGAAGACGUCUUACAUGUUCCUGCGGAAGGAGCUGCCUGUGCGGCUGGCCAACACCAUGCGGGAGGUCAACCUGCUGCCUGACCGGCUGCUGAGCCAGCCCUCAGUCAAACUGGUGCAGAAAUGGUAUAUGCAGAGCUUUUUAGAGUUGCUUGAGUAUGAAACCAGGAGCCCAGAUGACCCACAUGCCCUGAAUGACUUCUUGGAGGCACUUAUUGAGAUCAGAAACAGACACAAUGACGUGGUCCCCACCAUGGCCCAGGGACUGAUCGAGUAUAAGGAGAAGUUUGGUUUUGACCCAUUUGUCAGCUCCAACAUUCAGUAUUUCCUGGACCGCUUUUAUACCAACCGCAUCUCUUUCCGCAUGCUCAUCAACCAGCACACACUCCUGUUUGGCAAUGACACAAACCCGGCACACCCCAAACACAUUGGCAGCAUUGAUCCUGCGUGCAGCGUGGCAGAUGUGGUGACGGAUGCAUAUGAGACAGCCAAGAUGCUGUGUGAGCAGUACUACCCUGCUGCCCCGGAGCUGAAGAUCGCAGAGUUUAACGCAAAGGCACCUAGCAAGCCUAUCCAAGCUGUCUAUGUUCCCUCUCAUCUGUUCCACAUGCUGUUUGAACUUUUCAAGAAUGCAAUGCGAGCUACAGUGGAGCACCAUGAAGAGGAUAAGGAUGACCUUCCACCUAUUAAAGCUAAAGUCACGCUAGGGAAGGAGGACCUCUCUAUAAAGAUCAGUGACAAGGGUGGGGGCGUGGCUCUGAGGAAGAUUGACAGGCUCUUCAAUUACACCUACUCCACUGCACCAACCCCCAGUCUGGACUCUAAACGAGUACCACUGGCUGGAUUUGGCCACGGCCUUCCCAUCUCCAGACUGUAUGCGCGUUACUUUCAGGGAGACCUGAAGCUAUAUUCGAUGGAAGGGGUGGGGACAGAUGCUGUCAUCUACCUGAAGGCUCUCUCCAGUGAGUCAUUUGAGCGCUUGCCAGUCUUUAACAAGUCUGCCUGGCGACACUAUCAAGGAGCCCCCGAGGCGGACGACUGGAGCAACCCCAGCAAAGAGCCGCGGGACGCUUCAAAGUACAAGGCGAAAAGAUAAACGUCCCUCAUCCACCACUGCCUGGCACCCGAACCACUGCACUUACAUUCCUCUCCCUCUCCGUAUAGUCUAGCUUCUCUUGCUGUGACCACACCACAUCAAUGGCAAGUGUUCUGUGCUUGUCAGCAUUCCUUGAGUAGAGCCUUUGAAAGUCUUUGAGUCUUUAAAAAACCCAAGUCUCUGCUCUUUUCUCCUCUGUCCAGCAUGAAACAUUGGUCACAGUGCCCCCUUGUGGUGUGCCCCAGAAUAGUAGAAUGGCUAGGAGAGAUGGGUGACAUCCAGUGUGUCUCGGGUGAAAGUAUAAUGCCACAUAAUAGGGCCCCUGUUUGACUCCCCUGAGGAGCUCGGGGAAAAAGCGUUGUCGUUUCAGACGAUCGAGACAAAAGGCGUCUCAGUUUCUGCUGCACAGGCAGGGGAAAAGGUUAGUGAGCUGUUCUCCUUAAAGGAAUAGUCCACUGCUUUUCCAACCCAGUCUGUGCCAGUGACUUACAUUGUAAGUGGGAGUCUAACUAAGAAAAGGGAAAUGCAUCCAAAUUAUUGUCCCUGGUAAUGAACUGUGUGGGUCAGAGCUGUGGUUGAACAGCCGGACUAUUCCUUUAACCGACACUGUAACCAUUCCAUAAACCAUGGGUUAUCAUGGUUGAAAUAGGGAGAUUUUUUUAUUUCUAAGGGACAUAAGUACCUUUUCGGCAGCAUAUUUAGCAAAUAUGCCUCACCUAAGUUAUUUAGGGGACUAAAUGUUACCUAGAGGAUUUAUAAAACAUUAUGCAUUGUUUAGAAUAUGAGCUAUUUAUUUCAAAAGCACUGUAAUGUUAAAAGAUGUGCAAAUAAGUACAGUUGUGACUGCCAAUUUAGAAAAUAGUAUAGGAAAUGCAAGGGCAUUAGAAAUGUUAAUGAGCCUGAGCUUCCUGUCACUGUAGAGCUGAUAACCCGUGACUCUCAUAAAAGGACCAGCAGAACAAAGCUUACACGAUGACAGCCUUCCAUUUCAUUAGCAUACCUGUAAACCUUUUUUCUGAUUUGUGGAUGACCUUAUCCAGUAAACGUUCUGUUAUCUAUUAGAUUAAAACUGUUUUAGUGUAGUUCUGUCACAAAUCGAAGGAAUAUGUGUUUACAGACCCUUAUAUCCAGCAUGAAUGUCGCCUUUUUGUUGUCUUAUGCAUCAGGAGCCGGUGAAGUAUGACAGUGUCUCUCUUUUCCAGUAACUUUAUCUUACAAGCAUGCCAAUAUGAACAAUGCAGCACUGUAAGAAGGAGGCCUUUUCUUAAUUCUACCUGUUUUUAUUUAGAUUAGUGAAGAAUUCAUAAAUGGUUUGUUCUGUAUGCAGGAAUUUCUUUAAUGUUUUUUUUCUAUUUUAUGGCUUAUUUUCCCUUUAUUUCACAAAUGGAUUGUUGGCUCACUCUUUCUUUUACUAUUUAUGCUCUACGGCUGUGUGCACAUUUUAGUUUCAUGAUAGCAUUAUUUUAGAUGUACAGGACUUUCUACUCUUAUACCAAACUGAUAUCAUUUCAAAGUGGCAGAUACUGAAAAUUAAUGGAAGCACAGGUUUAUGCACUUAUGCACACUGGCUACUUUACUAUGUACAACUACCUUGUAUCUAUGCUCAUUGUUUAUUAUUCUCUGCAUAAUUUGUUAGCCCUUUUUUACCUUCCUUAUCAACUUUAUUAGCUUAUGGAAGGGGUGUUCAGAGGGGCGAGGGACUGAGUGAACAGCAGGGACUUCGGCAACAAAAAUCAUCGCAAGCUGACACAUUUUCCACUUCAAACCUGAAAAUAAUGCCAGAAACAGCUGUUUACAAGCCAUUGCGUCCUCUCAAAGUCAAGGUUUUCAUAACCAGCUCACGAGGCUAGUCUAGUCGAGAUGAGUGUGCUCAAAUUGGAUAACCACUUGUGCUGAAGUUGGUGAGGACGUGUUAGAAAAGGUUUUGGAUAGACUGUACCGUACUGUCCACUCUGUCAGACAUUGGCUACUUUGUUGGUCUACCCUGUAGGUUUUAAAGUCAGAGAUGAUCUGUGACUGCAUGGUUUUGUGCAAGUCGUCAGUGGUCACUUUCUGACCGUAGGACACUGUUAGCUGGACAAUUUUAGUUGAUGGACUAUUCUCAGUCCAGCUGUUUAAAACCUCAUUACACUGCUGGUCUACUGUAUGAGCACAACACUCACUAACUUCACUACCAUGUCAGUGUCACUGUCCACCACCGAAUACCUGCACUGUGGGAGCCCUGACCAUCGAUGAAGGGGGUAACGGAGGGCUACCAAAUAAUGCAGAGGAACAGAUGGACUAUUGUGUAGUUGUAAACUAAGUGUACCUUACCGAAAGGUGGACCUGAUAAAAUAGGCAAAGAUGUGGAUACAGGGUGGGUUUAUGUUAUAGAGUGACCCGUGCUUGUAUGUUUGUGGUAGCUCUUAUUUAUCACAGCUUAGUGUUUUUGAAUAUUCAAAUCGGUUUCUCAGUAUAAUUAUUAUUAUUGUUAUUAUUUUCAUCUCACUUCAUUAGAUGUACCACUCGAGUACUCACCUUGCCCAAUGAUUUAGUUGUCAAUAAAGAAAUUUAAUUCUUUUUGCCUUCUUGCAAAAGAAACAUCAGGAUGGACCUUAUAAUGGUUCAUAUGGACCUUUAUGUUCCUCUAAAGUUAAAAUAUAGGUUACAGGGUUUGUUGAAGAAAAAAAUCUUAGAAAUCAUUUUUCAGAUUUAGUGUCUCUGGAGAAAAUGAACUCUGAGAUGACAUGAAGCCAGCAUGUAUCUAUAGAACCAACUUAAUGUGUAGAGUCCAUAAAGAAGCUCAUUCUGCUGUUGGCUAAUUUUCCCAGCAUGAAUUUCUCUCCACAAAGGCUUUUCAUCAGAGCAAUUGUAAUCAUUUGUUCUGUUCAGUGAAGAACCGGGUCUGAUCUCCUUACACAGACACGGCUGCCUGUGGACGAUGGCCGCUUUAAGAAAUACUCCAGUGUUUUUCACCCUUCUCUCUGUCAGCAGUAUGUAUAGCACUCAGAUAGCAGUUUGCCUGAACUUGGAAAAGAACAGAAAACUCCAAACAUACUUCAGUAUCUGUACAGGGAAUGUUGAAAUGGUCUGUGGUGGCUGACCAUACAGUUACUGCAGACAGAGUAUUCCUUAAAGCGUGGACAUGACUAAUAUAUCCAGUAUACCUAUGUUGUGUUCUGUAUCUGUUCUAUCGUUGCACAGUACAUAAGCUGGUUUGUUGUUGUUUUUUAGUAAUUGCAGAGAUGCACUGUCCUGACUUGAUGGUUCUGAAGUCAUUCUUCAUAUGUGAACAUGCACACACUCCAUUCAUGUAUUGCAGUAGGUCUGCUGAUCUGUUGACCCCUACAACACAAACUCUACAAUAAACCAGAAUCUGAACCAUA